Molecule: messenger RNA, 1300 nt
Organism: Hymenoscyphus albidus
Lineage: Eukaryota; Fungi; Ascomycota; Leotiomycetes; Helotiales; Helotiaceae
Source: the annotation of a GenBank genome assembly
GUUAAUCCUAAUAAUCAACUUUGUGACAUUUAUCGAAAACACGACACAUUAUUAAAACUUGCUCACAUGAUUUGGGUUUCCCCACUUUCCACAGCAGCGUACUCAGUAUGAUCAAUCUUACUUUCACACACCACCAUCCAGGUCAUCAUGAAAGACUCAACGCAUAUCGGGAUCAUCGGGGCAGGAAUAACCGGACUAGCUUGUGCUCAUAUCCUCUCGAGCAAGUACAAAGUUAUAAUCGUUGCGCGUGAUUUGCCCGGAGAUCUGGGGACCAAAUGGGCAAGUCCAUGGUUCGAGAACACUCGAUUUCACCAUUGCAUUACCUUUCUGACAUAGUAUGUAAUAGGGGAGGAGCAGUCUUUCAUCCACAGGCAACGAACAGCUCUGUUCUUCGGAAAAUGCAAAGUGACUCAUUUGCUUUCUACGAAAAGCUCGCUAAAGAAAACUCAACGUGUGGCGUUCAGAUGUAUCCUAUGACCGAAUACUUUGAUACCGAAGGUUUUGACAAAGAUCCGUGGUACAAGUCAUUGAUGCCGGAUUACCGUGUUGUACCCUCUUCGGAAUUACCACCAGGAAUUGUAUUCGGGGUGAAAUACACGUCCUUAGCUAUUAACCCUCUCAUCUUCCUUCCUUGGUUGGAAUCCAGACUUCUAGGACGUGGUGUAAACUUCUUUAGAAAAGAAGUUAGUUCGCUAGAAGAGGCGAAAGCCAUCACAGGAUCUAAACUGUUGAUUAAUGCCUCCGGCGUCGGCGCCAAACAUCUUGCAAACGACACUUCAGUCCACCCUAUCCGUGGCCAAACCAUGUUCGUGAAGUCAGAUGUCGAAAGGCUAUUCAUGUUAGAAGGCACAGAAUACACAUACAUAAUCCCUCGACCUCUUUCCGGUGGCGUCAUUAUUGGUGGAGUCAAGUCUGAGCGGUUAGAUACGGAUGUCGACGCUUCCCUCAAGGCGAACAUUUUAGCGAGGGUGAAUCGGAUUUCUAAAGGGGCUUUUGCGAAUGUCGAUUUGGAGGAUGUGCAGGAUAUUGUUGGGUUUAGACCGGGUAGACGUGAGGGUUUGAGGGUUGAGAGAGUGGGGAGUGUAGUGCAUGCUUAUGGGGCAGGGGGGGCGGGAUAUAUUUAUUCUUUUGGUGUUGCGGUGAGGGUUUGGGAACUUGUUGAAGGGGGUGAGAAGGAUUUGAGANGGUAGUGCAUGCUUAUGGGGCAGGGGGGGCGGGAUAUAUUUAUUCUUUUGGUGUUGCGGUGAGGGUUUGGGAACUUGUUGAAGGGGGUGAGAAGGAUUUGAGAGGGAAGCUAUGA